This is a messenger RNA of Labeo rohita (rohu), 8645 nucleotides long. RefSeq names its product protein tyrosine phosphatase receptor type Sb (gene ptprsb). NCBI's taxonomy places the organism in Eukaryota, Metazoa, Chordata, Actinopteri, Cypriniformes, Cyprinidae. The transcript is spliced from 35 exons. The record is from RefSeq and is a predicted model, not a curated record. Gene Ontology annotation, biological process: protein dephosphorylation. The coding region runs from base 325 to 6063 and encodes 1912 amino acids. Gene Ontology annotation, molecular function: protein binding; protein tyrosine phosphatase activity.
AUGAGGAGAGGAGGAGAGGAGGAGGGUACCAAGGAGGAGAGGCUGCUGCCUGCGAGCAUCGAUGACAUCAACGAGCACAAGAAUCUCCGGAGGCUUCUGGAAAUGGAGGCGCGCGAGUGAGACGAGCGGUGAUUCUGCCUCAUAACGGAAUACGAUGAUGCUCGAGUCUCCAGAAGCGCUUCAACGGCACCUUCGCGCAGGAAUACCGGAUCAGACCGCUGAGGAUUAUGAAAACCAGGACAUGAAGCUCAAACACAUCUAGAAAAAAAGAGAAACGAGUGCGUGCGUCUGGACGUCAGCGGUCGAGUGCAGUCGUCGAGGGUCAUGGCCGUCCGGGUCGGCAGAGGUCCCGUCCGCUCCGCGCUGCUGCUCUUCUUCAUCUGCCUGCAGAACUCCUGCGACGCCUUGUCGGCGCCGAGGUUCACUAAGAUUCCCACGGAUCAGAUCGGCGUGUCCGGCGGAGUCGUGUCGUUCGUGUGUCAGGCCACGGGUGACCCGAAGCCUCAGGUGUUCUGGAACAAAAAGGGCAAGAAAGUGAAUUCGCAGAGGAUCGAGACCAUAGAGUUUGAUGAAGGGGCGGGAGCGGUGCUCCGUAUCCAGCCGCUCAGAGCGCCGCGGGAUGAAAACGUUUACGAGUGUGUCGCCAAAAACACUGAAGGGGAAAUCGCUGUGACCUCCAAACUAUCCAUCAUCAGAGAGGACCUGCUGCCCUUCGGCUUCCCCAGCAUCGACAUGGGCCCGCAGCUGAAGGUGGUGGAGCGAACCCGAACCGCGACCAUGCUGUGCGCCGCCAGCGGGAUUCCCGAUCCCGAGAUCUCCUGGUUCAAGGACUUCCUGCCCGUGGAGCCGGCGCUCAGCCAAGGGCGAAUCAAGCAGCUGCGAUCAGGUGCGCUCCAGAUCGAGCGCAGCGAGGAGACCGAUCAGGGGAAGUACGAGUGCGUGGCGUCUAACUCUCAGGGCGUGCGCUACUCGUCCCCUGCUAACUUAUACGUGAGAGGUAUGGAACACAUUCGGCGCGUUGCCCCUCGCUUCACCAUCCUUCCCAUGAGCCACGAGAUCAUGCCGGGCGGGAGCGUGAACAUCACCUGCGUGGCGGUCGGCUCUCCGAUGCCCUACGUAAAAUGGAUGCUCAAUUCUGAGGACCUGACGCCGGAGGACGAGAUGCCCGUGGGCCGGAACGUUCUGGAGCUGAACGGCGUGCGCGAGUCGGCCAACUACACCUGCGUCGCCAUGAGCAGCUUGGGAAUCAUUGAGGCCGUGGCGCAAGUUAUCGUUAAGUCUUUACCCAGAGCUCCUGGUACCCCGAUUGUCACGGAGACGACCCCCACCAGCGUCACCAUCACCUGGGACUCCGGUAACCCCGACCCCGUUUCUUAUUACAUCAUCCAGUACCGUGCCAAAUCCCCAGACAGCAAGUACGAGACGGUGGACUCCAUCACCACCACCCGCUACAGCAUCGGCGGCCUCUACCCCAACACCGAGUACGAGAUCCGCGUUUCCGCCGUCAACACCAUCGGCCAGGGUCCGCCCAGCAACAAAGUGGAAGCUCGAACCGGAGAGCAAGCCCCCGCCAGCCCGCCGCGGAACAUCCAGGCGCGCAUCAUAUCGCAGAACGCGGUGAUGGUGCGCUGGGACGAGCCGGAGGAGCCCAACGGCCUGAUCAAAGGGUAUCGAGUUUAUUACACCAUGGAUCCUUCGCAGCCAAUGAGCAACUGGCAGAUCCACAACGUUCAGGACAGCAUGAUAACGACCAUCCACAGCCUCGUGCCGUCCGAGACGUACACCAUCCGCGUGCUGGCGUUCACGUCCGUGGGAGACGGACCCUUCUCUGACCCCGUUCACGUCAAAGUGAGACCUGGAGUUCCUGGACAGCCUGGCAAGUUCCAGGUGGGCAAAGUGACCGACACCAGCGUCGAGUUGACCUGGGAGCCUGCGUACUCCAAAGAGCCCGUGAAAGCCUACGAACUCAUCUACAAAGCUCCAGAGCUUGGCAUUCAGGAGAAGAGGAAUUUUGAGCCCAGAACAUCGUAUGUUGUGGAGGGUCUGCGUGCCAACACCGAAUACACCUUCUCUCUGGCUGCCGUUUCCAUGAAAGGUAUCGGCGCGUUCACCAACGAGAUCAACCAACGCACGGCACAAGCAAAGCCCACGGCUCCUCCACGGGAGCUCCGCUGCUCCGGCGCCGGCUCCACCUCGCUGUCGGUAAGUUGGGCUCCGGCCCCGGAGGACCGGCGGAACGCGGCGGCGCUCGGGUACGAGGUGCGUUACGGGGUCGUCGGCGAGUUCGACUCACCGCAGACGCUGCGUCUGGAGCCGGACGCGGGACAGGCGCUCCUCACGGGCCUGCGGCGCUGGAGUCUGUACCGCGUGACGGCGGCGGCGAUCACGGCUCAGGGCGGCGGACCCGAGAGCGCGGCUGUAGAAUGCAGAACAGAUGAAGAUGUGCCCGGAGCUCCGCCCCGUCAGGUGGAAGUCCAGCCCAUCAACAGCACGUCUGUAAAAGUGUCGUGGCGCUCCGUGUUGCCAGGGCAACGGAACGGGCAGAUCCGCGGUUACCAGGUUCACUAUGCGCGCAUGGAGAACGGGGAGUCGCAAGGCCUGCCGCGGAUCAAAGACAUGAUGCUGGACGAUGACCAGAGGGACGUGGAUGAGACGGCGCAAUAUGAGCUGAUACUGGAGGAUCUGCAGCCUGAGACGCUGUACUCCAUCAGCGUGGCGGCCUACACCAUUAAAGGUGACGGAGCUCAAAGCGUCGCUCGUCUGGUGCAGACGCCCGUCGCAUUACCUGCUCGUCCCGUUCUGUCCGUGCAGCUGGUUAAUGAGAUGUCUGCUGCGGUGAUCUGGACUCUCCAACAAUCCUCCAACCCUCUGCUGGAGAUCCUGGGCUUUCGUCUGACCUACGGCCUUAAAAACGACUCUCAGUCGUUCUCUCUGGAUUUCGGAUCUGAUGAGCGUCAACACAACGUCACCGGCCUGCGUCCUGGAGGCGUGUACUCGUUCCUCCUGGCCGCUAGAGGGCGCUCUGGUUACGGCGAAGAGGCUCGGGAUGAGCUUUCGGUGCCCGAGUUUCCUCCGAAAGGUUUUCCGCAGCUGUCGGAGCGCAUCAACGCCACCUGCUGCUCGCUGCAGCUCACCUGGCUUCCCCCGAACGGCUCGGAACGGAACGCAGUUUUUACAGCAUACGCACUCGCGUAUGAGGAAGUGGGCGGUGGCGUUGAAGCGCGGACGCUGAUGGUGCCGGCGGAUGCGUCCAGCUACACCAUUCACGGGCUGAACCCUGACCGGGCGUACGCUGUGAGGAUAUCGGCUCACAACGGCGCCGGGUCGGGCCCGUUUAGCCCACAGGUGCUGUACCGAACGACGGCCUUCGACACAGACGUGCCGAGGAAUUUCUCUGUCAAUCUGGCGACGAAGACGAGCGUGCUGCUGACGUGGGAGUUUCCAGAGAGCAGCGCCCCCUAUCGCUUCACUGUGGAGUACAACCGGCAGAAGAUGGAGGUGGACGCGCGUCUGAGGAAGGCGGUUAUUCCCAACCUGCAGCCGGACACCAGCUACGACUUCAAGAUCACCAGCCCUGAGGGGAACAUGGGCGGACUCAGACACCGCAUACACGCCAAAACAUCGCCGCCCAUCCUCAUCCGCCGGCCCGAGGUGGACCACACGCGAGAGACCGAAGCCACGGUCACCAUCAUCCUGCCCUCGCUGGACAGCCGGAGCAACGUGAGGAACAUCUACGUGGUGGUGGUUCCUCUGAAGAGAGCCAGAGGAGUGAUACGGCAUCUGAAGAGCCCAGACGAGAUGGACCUGGAGGAGCUGUUGAAGGACAUCAGUCAGAAGCAGCGAGACCCGCGGCAGCGUCAGGUGGACCUGCGAAGGGCGUACAUCACCGCCCGCUUCACGCCCGUCACCCUGCCCGGAUUCUUCAAGCUGGGCGACCAGCUGGACUACGGCGGCUUUGAGAACCGCGCGUUAGAACCGGGUCAGGAGUACGUGUUCUUCAUCCUGGCGGAGCUCAACUCCACCACCGGGAAGAUGUUUGUGGCCAGCCCUUACACCGACCCCGUGAUCGCGCCCGACUCCGACCCUCAGCCUCUGGACGCGGGCGACGGCCUCAUCUGGGUGGUGGGACCCGUCCUGGCCGUGGUCUUCAUCAUCUGCAUCGUCAUCGCCAUCCUGCUCUACAAGAAUAAACCCGACAGCAAACGCAAGGACUCUGAGCCGGGCACCAAAUGUUUGCUGAACAACACUGAGAUGAUGGCGCACCAUCCCACCGACCCCGUGGAGAUGAGACGCAUCAACUUCCAGACACCAGGUAUGAUGAGUCACCCGCCCAUUCCCAUCUCCGAUCUGCCCGAGCACACGGAGCGCCUGAAGGCCAACGACAACCUGCAUCUGUCGCAGGAGUACGAGUCGAUUGAUCCCGGGCAGCAGUUCACAUGGGAACAUUCAAACCUGGAGGUGAACAAGCCGAAGAACCGCUACGCCAACGUGAUCGCGUACGACCACACGCGUGUGAUCCUCGCGCCGAUAGACGGCAUUAUGGGUAGCGACUACAUCAACGCCAACUACAUUGACGGUUACAGGAAGCAGAACGCGUACAUCGCCACCCAGGGGGCGCUGCCGGAGACCUUCGGCGAUUUUUGGCGGAUGGUGUGGGAGCAGAGAGCCGCUUCAGUGGUCAUGAUGACCAAACUAGAGGAGAAAUCACGGAUCAAGUGUGAUCAGUACUGGCCCAGUCGCGGCACAGACACGUACGGGACGGUUCAGGUCACUCUGCUGGAUACCAUGGAGCUGGCCACAUUCUGUGUGCGGACCUUCUCUCUUCAUCAGAGCGGCUGUAAUGAGAGGAGAGAGGUGCGGCAGUUCCAGUUCACGGCUUGGCCCGACCACGGCGUUCCCGAAUAUCCCACUCCGUUCCUGGCCUUCCUCCGCAGGGUCAAAGCGUGUAACCCGCCGGACGCCGGCCCCGUCGUCGUCCACUGCAGCGCCGGCGUGGGCCGCACCGGCUGCUUCAUCGUGAUCGACGCCAUGCUGGAGCGCAUCCGUCACGAGCGGACGGUGGACGUGUACGGUCACGUGACCCUGAUGCGCUCGCAGAGGAACUACAUGGUGCAGACGGAGGAUCAGUACGGCUUCAUCCACGAGGCGCUGCUGGAGGCCGUGGCCUGCGGGAACACGGAGGUGGCGGCGCGCAGCCUCUACUCGUACAUACAGAAGCUGUCGCAGGUGGAGGCCGGAGAACACGUGAGCGGCAUGGAGCUGGAGUUCAAGCGUCUGGCCAACAGUAAAGCGCACACGUCCAGGUUCGUCAGCGCUAAUCUGCCCUGCAACAAGUUCAAGAACCGGCUGGUGAACAUCAUGCCGUACGAAACCACCCGCGUGUGUCUGCAGCCGAUCAGAGGCCUGGAAGGGUCCGACUACAUCAACGCCAGCUUCAUCGACGGAUACAGGCAGCAGAGGGCGUAUAUUGCGACGCAGGGCCCGCUAGCGGAGACCACCGAGGACUUCUGGCGCAUGCUGUGGGAACACAACUCCACCAUCGUGGUGAUGCUGACCAAACUGCGCGAAAUGGGACGGGAGAAGUGUCAUCAGUACUGGCCGGCCGAGCGCUCGGCGCGCUAUCAGUACUUCGUAGUGGAUCCCAUGGCAGAAUACAACAUGCCGCAGUACAUCCUGAGAGAGUUCAAAGUCACCGACGCCAGGGAUGGACAGUCCAGAACCGUCAGACAGUUCCAGUUCACCGAUUGGCCAGAACAAGGAGUUCCGAAGUCAGGGGAGGGUUUCAUUGAUUUCAUUGGACAGGUGCAUAAAACCAAGGAGCAGUUCGGUCAGGAUGGACCAAUCGCAGUCCACUGCAGUGCGGGCGUCGGGCGAACGGGUGUCUUCAUCACCCUCAGUAUCGUCCUGGAGCGGAUGCGUUACGAGGGCGCUGUGGACAUCUUCCAGACCGUCAAAAUGCUGCGCACACAACGGCCGGCGAUGGUGCAGACUGAGGACGAGUAUCAGUUCUGCUACCAGGCCGCUCUGGAGUACCUUGGGAGUUUCGAUCACUAUGCAACAUAAGAAGAACGCCAACCUGUCCAACACCUUCCCCCUCAACAACCCCACAAACACCCGCAGAGGAACGACGACGACGACACGUGAAACACACACGGACAGCGACGCAGAGCGGACGUUCUCUCGGGAGCUCCAGGAGACGCUCUGCGUCACAACGCAAACUAUUACCUCAGUGUUCAAAUAUUGAUAUUAAUGUUGUGGUCGGCUUUUUAGAAAUAUUAAACUGUGGAUGAAGAUCUUCUUCAUAACAAGAGGAAAAUAUUACAUGUACAAAAUCUAUUUAAAGCAAAACGACGAGAAACAAAAAAAACAACAAAAAAAAAGAAACUAUGAAAUCAAAAGCCUGGAUAAUUGCUGCACCCUUCAGUGGGAGUUUCUUCGAACUGUAUUUGCCAACGUCAGACGUGCGGAGGGAACGCGAGCCGGUCUGCGCCUGCCCGAGUCACCGUUGCCAUCCCGAACGAACGCGUCGGCGCCGCAGAACGGAAGCAGAUCUCCUACCUUCUGUGCCUAACGGAGCGACCGCAGAACCGCAGCCAACGCCGUACAUUAGCACACGUGAUGUAAUCUCUUUCCUGUCCUGAUCCUCGGGAGCUGGUGCACGAGACGGACUGAACUCUGUGAAUACUGUAUUCGGUGUGUCUCUACAUGACUAUAUGCUGCUUACACCGUGUUUGAGAGGCCGAGGGAGUUUUCGAGGCUUGAAUCUCGUAUCUGUAUCAUGUUCUUUUGCUCCUUUCAGCUGUGGCAUAAUGUACUCCGCUGUGUCUUUAUGGUGGGACGACGGAAGAGCCACGAUCGUCGGGUUUAUCGAGAAACGACCGGGGCGACGCGCGCUCUAGAGGAAUCGCGAGUUUCAUUCCCCAGUAUUUCCGGCCGCGCUACGAAGGUCUUCUGAGGUUCGGUUGCAUUUCCCCUCGAUCGGACGUCGCCCGUUUGAGCCGAGCCGAACCGAACCCGACCCGAACUCUUCCUGUCGUGUUUAGUUUAGCGCAGACGUGAUGUCUAGGAGUAGCGCAGGAAACGAGCCGGUUCUGAGAUCUCCACCUGAGACGUGAAGUGAGCCUUAUCGUUGUUGUCAAAUAUUUAAUCGACCUGAUUUUUUUAUUUCAUUUUGUUGAUAUUAUGCUUGAAUUUUUAAGGAUCUAUUUAUUUAUAUGAUUUUUAUGGCAAUAUAAUUCGUGAGCUGUGGUGUAGUUGGCCAGCUAAUGUGACUGUACAUGGCUCGGAUGUACAGUGUUGUGCUUCGUAUCCCUCUCAGAUAUUUUGAUAUUUCCUGUGCACUGAUUGUUCUAGAGGAAGCCGACGGCCCGCGGCCCUCCGGAGCCCAAACCUCGCCGAAACGGUCGUGAAGUAUCGCUCCUACGCAAACGAAACGCACGUGUUCUUAGACAUUGCGCACGUUUCUCAUCAGCAUUAUCAGUCAAACGAAACGAGUUAAAGCACACGCGGAGACGUCAUCGGCCUCAGAUCGGCGCUCGCGGCGACUCGACCCAACAAAAACUACCACGGACUGAAAUGUGACGGAUGACUGAUGUAUUUGUCGACAGUGUGUGAGCUUUAAGCCGCGGUCACGUUUAGCGUUAUUCUGCGAAUUUCCGUAAUCCAAGUGAUUCGCUUGAGGGCGAAAGAUUCCCACGUGCAGAUGGAUUCACAGCGCUGAUCGACAGAGAACUGUCUUCGAACUGUGACUUGCGUGUGAUCAGAAAAUUCUGGAAGCUCAUGUCCGCAACAGAAUUUUGGAAUUCUAAAAAUGUGGAAUAUUGCAACAAAGUUGGCAUUUUUUCAAAUUUAAAUUGUUUUCCAUUCUGAGCUUACAUCCCAAAAUUUGUUUAUAAAAUAAAAAGCUAAUUGCAACGUUCUUUCUCACAAUACUGCCCUUUUCUCAUAAUUGUGAGUUUAUAUAUUGCAAUUGCAAGUUAUAAACUCACAACUGCAUUUCACAGUUCUUCAGUUUAUAUCUUACUAUUUUGAGUUUAUUCAGAUUUGUGAGGAAAGGCAGAAUUGCGAGUUAAAAAGCUACAAUUUUUACAUUUUAUUCUGUGGUGGAAAUAGGCUUUUGGAAAAGGAAAAAUGAUUUUUUACCCUAAAAAUUUCGCUAAUGUGGCUGCACUUUUACACAGUAUUGCUAAAAUUAGUCCCCCUUCUUUCUGCACAUUUUAAAAAAUGAAAAUUAGCUUCUGCGAAUGUGGAUGUGGUUAUUGGCUGAUCAUCCCUAAAUGACCAAAUGUCAUCUGAUUGCUUGUGCUGUUCAGUCAGUAGCGCGGUAUCAGCGUCACUGUACCGUGGUACGAGCUCAGUGCUACUAAAGGAGACGCUGAUCUGCAGUUUUUCUCUCUUCAUGCAUUAAAGCACAUCGAGACGUGAUUCCGCUGCUCGUCUCGUUCAAAUAUUCUCACUAUGAAAUGUUCCUUGGAAGACGAAAGCACACAAACGAACCAAAAGCAACAAUUGAUCGGACGUGCCGUGUGAACGUGGGCCGCGUGCUGACGUACAGUAGUGUUUCACUUUCUCUGCUUAUUGAUUUCAGAUCAUGUAUGUAGAUAUGUCGACUUUGUAUUAAAACUGAACGACUGGAUAUACUGACG